AUGGCAAUGGUAAACAACAAAGCACAAUGUUUUACAUGUAAUAAGGACAAGAUUACAUAUCCUUGCAAAGGAUGUUUAAAAGAAUUUUGUUUAAAUCAUUUAACAGAACAUCAACAAAUAUUAAACGAAGAAUUAAAUCAUAUUAUUAAUGACUAUGACCAAUUUAAACAAACAAUUAAUGAACAAAAACAAAAUUCACAAAACCCACAAAAUCAUUCAUUAAUAAAACAAAUUGAUCAAUGGGAAACAAAUUCAAUUGAAAUAAUUCAAGAAAAAGCACAAAAAUGUAGAAAAAUUGUUGCUAAGUCUUCAGAAACAUUUAUUCAUGAUAUUGAAAAGAAAUUUAAUGAUUUAUGUGAACAAAUAAAACAAAUUCAUGCUGAAAAUGAAUUUAAUGAAACUAACUUAAUUUAUUUAAAAAAUCAACUAAUAAAAAUGACAGAAGAAUUAAAUAAUCCAUCAAAUAUGUCUAUUCAACAAAAUUCACAAACAUUUAUUAAUGAUAUUUCAAUUAUUUCAUCAGAAAUAUCGAAAUUCAACAAAUGGAAACAAAAUGGCAUCACUGUAGCUGGCGGAAAUGGAGAAGGACAGAAAUUAAAUCAACUCAAUCGCCCUUUUGGAGUCUUUGUUGAUGAAAAGAAAAAUAUUUUCAUAGCUGAUUUUUUCAAUCAUCGUAUUGUUGAAUGGAAAUAUAAUGCGAAGCAAGGAUAA
Adineta steineri is the source of this 711-nucleotide messenger RNA. NCBI's taxonomy places the organism in Eukaryota, Metazoa, Rotifera, Eurotatoria, Adinetida, Adinetidae. The record is from the annotation of a GenBank genome assembly.